Magallana angulata is the source of this 968-nucleotide messenger RNA. RefSeq lists its product as uncharacterized. NCBI's taxonomy places the organism in Eukaryota, Metazoa, Mollusca, Bivalvia, Ostreida, Ostreidae. The coding region runs from base 112 to 696 and encodes 194 amino acids. The transcript has 3 exons. Gene Ontology annotation, cellular component: membrane; cell-cell junction. The record is from RefSeq and is a predicted model, not a curated record. Gene Ontology annotation, biological process: cell-cell adhesion.
UGCCCGGGCACAAAUAUCGACCACAUCCCCUGUUGAAGAGACAGAUCAAGCAUCAGGGUGAAAAAUAUAUCUACAAAUAUCAUAAAAUCUACGACACAUAAAUAAUCAAAUAUGGGGGUAGUGGACGGCUUUAAAUCGGCGAGCAUAUUCGGAAAGAUAGCUUUCAUAUUGCUUGCAGUCGCUAGUUUUUGCAUUAUCAUUGCGUUCACUUGUACUGGAUGGGGAGAAAGUAACGAGAACGCUGGUGGUGGGUUCCAAAUGCACUGGGGACUGUGGAGAAGAUGUACCGAAGAGGAAACUAGCACUUCACCAUGUAGUCCACUUGAUGGAUGGGCAAACGAUUGGUGGGCAUUUGCUCAAGCCGCCAGUUGCUUCGGUUUCUUUGGAAUACUGGUUUCAUUUUUCCUAGUUAUCUUAUACCUGUUUGUGGAUUCAUGCAAGGGCAAUGGAGAGGUAGCCACUGGUGCAGCAAUCCUCUGCCUAGUAACAGGUGUGAUUCAACUCAUCGGUUGCAUCGUGUUUGGCGUGGAGUUUGAUGAUGUGUACUAUGAUAGAACUGUCGGAGGGGUUAGGUUGGAAUACUGGCUAUCAUAUGCCUUUGGCAUGGCUAUUGUUGCCGCUCUUCUAGAAAUUGUUGCCGGAGUUCUUUUAAUUUUGGAAUGUAAGAAAGGAGGGGGCACCUCCGCCUCUGGAUAGAUAAACAAUUGAUUAUAAGUUUUUUUACCAAUUAAAAUUUGACAAAACUGACAAAAAAAAAAGAGAGGAAAAUCCAUAAAACGAAGAAAGACUCUAGUCUUUUGAAAUGAUAAGCUUGCUGAAACACAAUUUGCCUUCAUAGUUACUUUUACAUAAUUAAUACAUGUAGAUUUUUUUUUACAGUAUUGCAAAUAAUUUAUUUUUGUAUUUAUUAUUAUUAUUUAUUAUUGUGUUUAAUUUGUCGAUCUGUAUAAAACAAGUUCAAAUAUUGA